Spodoptera litura is the source of this 1982-nucleotide messenger RNA. RefSeq names its product cytochrome P450 6B6. Gene Ontology annotation, molecular function: iron ion binding; oxidoreductase activity, acting on paired donors, with incorporation or reduction of molecular oxygen; heme binding. The record is from RefSeq and is a predicted model, not a curated record. Lineage: Eukaryota; Metazoa; Arthropoda; Insecta; Lepidoptera; Noctuidae.
AUGACAAAGCAAAUAUUUAGUAAGAUGCUCUGCGGAUAGAUAAGGCAAGUCGCAACCUGUCGGGUCUAAAUAUACUAUUAUCGUAUCAGUUGUAAACACCGAGCGUAUUAUAAAAAGGAGCAUUCGAAUUGAGCGUUCAUCAGUUACAGCUGAACAUUCAACGAGAUUAGACAAGUUGAGACAACCAAACAUGUUGUCCACAAUCAUACUCGCCGUAGCCAUCGUGGUACUAACGCUUACGUACCUCAGAGGCAAAUACAAUGAAAACUACUGGAAGAAAAGAGGAAUAGUUUUCUACAAUAGGAAUAAAACCCUUGGCCCUCUGUGGGAGUACAUGACUGGAGAAAGACCAUUGUUCCAAGUGUUCAACGAACUGUAUUGGAGAUAUGAAAAGGAACCUGUUGUUGGAUUGGGCUCGCUCGACUCGCCCGGACUUUAUGUAAAGGAUCCAACCAAUAUUCAGUUCAUCACACAAACUGACUUCCAGAACUUUAGCCACAGAGGAGUUACAGUUUUAGAAGAAGAUUACCUGGCCAAUAAUGUUCUGUUUUUACACGGUCAGAAAUGGAAAGUAAUCAGACAGAAGUUGACACCGAUUUUCACAACAGCAAAGCUGAAAAACAUGUUCUACAUUAUUGACAAAAGCGCCCAGGACUUCAUAGAACAUUUGAAGCAAAACCCAGAAAAACUAAAAGGUGACACAUACGAACAUUUAAGUCAUUUCUGUACCGCUGCUCUCGCGGCCGCUGUAUUUGGAAUCACGACAAAAUCCACGUUUGAUUCUCCGUUCCGUGUAAUGGCAAAACAAGCAUUAACUCCUACAUUAUUUUCAAACAUUAGGUUCGCAAUAAAUAACGUCAGUGAUAAAGUCUUUAGAGCAUUGAGACUAAAAUUCUUCAAAGAACAAGAGGGCUUCUUUAUUGGAGCUAUUAAAGAGGUACUCAAACAACGCAGAUUAGAUACUACUGCCCGACACGACUUCAUAGAUUUGUGUAUUGAUCUUCAAAAGAAUGGUCCAAUGGUGGAUAGCGAUACUGGAUACACAUUGGAACCUACAGACGAGCUACUGGCGGCUCAAGCGUUCUUCUUCUUCUUAGCUGGCAUUGACCCCACUACUGCUGGAGCAUUUGGACCUUUGUAUGAAUUGGGUAAACACCCAGAAAUCCAGAAGAAGGUACAAGAUGAGGUAGAUGCUGUCUUCGAGAAAUACGGCGGCAAGCUGACGUAUGAUGCAGUACUGGAACUGAAGUACACCGACUGUGUAUUCAAUGAGGGUCUUCGUUUGCAUCCUCCAAUUGGCUUCAACACGCGGCAGUGUGUGCAAGACUCCGUUCUGCCUGUCGGCAAUGUGCCUGUUGAGAAAGGUACGAAGAUAUUCAUACCUACAUAUGAGUUGCACCACGAUCCUAAAUAUUUCCCGGAACCUGAGAGGUUCGACCCUGAUCGCUUUGCUAGAGGAGAGGUGAGUGAUACAAUAUAUAUGCCGUUUGGUAUUGGCAAAAGAUUGUGCAUUGGUGUACGAUAUGCUCGUAUGCAAAUCCUGACUGCUUUCGCUCAUCUCCUAAGAAACUAUACACUGGUUACGCACAUUAAAAAAGGCGGUGUACAGUAUAGAAAGGAGCAAUUCCAAGUGCGGCUCGAUAACUGUGAUAUCGAGUUGGUGCCCAGGGAACAGUGAUGGAAAAACGAAUGUAGCUAGUAUAAUGGACUUGAAGAUAGGUUACUUAUGUUGUGAAAUUGUGAAGUGUUUUUUACGUGAAUAGCAAAACAAUUUUAAAUAAUUGGUAGUAAUACAUGUACUAAUGUACAUAUUUGUUUAAUUAUUCAUACACUAAAAAAAUUACAGUAAGUGUUUGUAAGCUGUUGUUUAUAUUGUUUAUAUUUUGUGUAUCUAUAAAAAGCCGCAAUACGGUCUUAUGAUUUGUUUAUAAUAUAUAUAGCUAUGAAUGAAUGAAAUGAAUAAAAUGUGAUUGUAUUUAAAA